Messenger RNA from Spirodela intermedia, 2340 nucleotides. The record is from the annotation of a GenBank genome assembly. NCBI's taxonomy places the organism in Eukaryota, Viridiplantae, Streptophyta, Magnoliopsida, Alismatales, Araceae.
AUGAAGCUGCGACGUCUCCGUCAAGUCUUCUCCUCCGACGCCGACGAGGUCACGAAGCACCACUACCGCCGCGCCGCAUCGGUCCGCCGCCCAUGGCUCCCCCAAUUCAGCUGCUGCGAGUUGCCCCUCCAGGACUUGCCGCAGUUCUUUGACACGGCGGGGGUCGCCGUUGCCGCCGCUGCUGGGGGGACGGACGGCGCUGCCGCCGCCGGCAACCCCCGGGUGUUCAGCUACGCCGAACUCUACGUGGGCUCCAACGGGUUCAGCGAGAGGGAGCUGCUUGGCAGCGGCGGCUACGGCCGCGUGUACCGCACUGUGCUGCCCAGCGACGGCAGCCUCGCCGCCGUGAAGCGCGUGGCCUCCUCCGGCGACCACUCCGAGAAGACCUUCGCGGCGGAGCUGGCGGCGGUGGCGCAGCUCCGCCACCGCAACCUCGUCCGCCUCCGCGGCUGGUGCAACCAUGACUCCCAGCUUCUCCUCGUCUACGACUACAUGCCCAACGGCAGCCUCGAUCGCCUCCUCUUCUCCCCGCCGCGCACGGCGGCGCCGCCGCUCGUAUGGCCCCGUCGCCGGCGAGUCCUCCAGGACCUCGCGGCGGCGCUCUUCUACCUCCACGACCAGCUCGACACGCAGAUCAUCCACCGUGACGUCAAGUCCAGCAACGUCCUCCUCGACUCCGCCUUCCGCGCCCGUCUCGGGGACUUCGGCCUCGCCCGGUGGCGCGAGCACGACAACGACGCCGACGGCGCCGGCACCGCCCCUGGCCCCUCCGCCAUCGGCAAUAAGCAGUUCCGGCUGACGGAGACGAGCAGGACCAGCGGCACCAUCGGGUACCUCCCGCCGGAGGGCUUCCAAAGCCAGCCGCCGCAGGCGGUGACGGCUAAAUCUGACGUCUUCAGCUUCGGCGUCGUCGUGCUGGAGGUCGCCGCCGGCCGACGAGCCGUGGACCUAUCCGUAUCCGACGAGGAGAUCAUCCUCCUCGACUGGGUCCGCCGCCUCGCUGACGACGGGAGAUGCCUCGCCGCCAGCGACAGGAGGCUGCCGGAGGGCUCCUUCUCGCCGGCGGAGAUGGAGCGGCUCAUCCACCUCGGCCUGCUCUGUACCCUCCAUGACCCGACUUCCCGGCCCACCAUGAAAUGGGUCAUGGAGAUGCUCUCCGGCAACUACUCCGGCGACCUCCCUGUCCUUCCUUCCUUCCGAGCCCACCCACAGUACAUUUCCCUGUCAUCCUCCUCCGCCGCCUCCACCUCCGAUGGAGCAUCCGGCCACUUCACCAACUGCAACAGCGGCGGCGCCGCCGGGGGCCAGCACCAGCCCGCCUCCCUCACAAUGGACAUGCCGAGGGAGAUCCCCUUCAGGGAGAUUGUGGAGGUGACCAAGAACUUCUCACGGGCGCAGGUGGCGGCGGAGAUGGACUUCGGCAAAGCCUACCAUGGCUACCUCGACCACCGUUUCCAUGUCUUGGUGAAGCGGCUGAGCAUGAAGACCUGCCCCGUCCUGCGGCGGCGCUUCUCCGACGAGCUCCAUAAUCUCGGGAGGCUCCGUCACCGCCACCUGGUGCAGCUCCGAGGAUGGUGCGACGAGCAGGGGGAGAUGCUAGUGGUCUACGACUACCCCUCCGGCGGCCUCCUCAGUCGCCAUCUCUUCCUCGGCGGUGGCACCACCACCACGCUUCCCUGGCGGCGCCGCUGCUCCAUCCUCAGAUCGCUAGCCUCCGCAGUCCUCUACCUGCAUGAGGAGUGGGAAGAGCAAGUCAUCCACCGGAACAUCACCUCCUCCGCCGUCUUCCUCGAUCCGGACAAGAACCCCCGCUUGGGUUGCUUCUCCCUUGCAGAAUUCCUCACCAGGGACCACCAUGGCGGCGGCGCCACCACUGCCACCAGCUCCUCCGCCCGGGGCAUCUUCGGCUACAUGGCCCCAGAAUACAUCGACGGCGGAGAGGUGACCCCCAUGGCCGACGUCUACAGCUUCGGGGUGGUGAUCAUGGAGGUGGCGACCGGGCGGCGGGCAGUGGAUUUCAGUUGCCCAGAUGUGCUCCUGGUGAAGAAGAUGAGGAAAUUCAUGGAAAAGAAGAAGCCAUUGGAGCAGAUGGUGGACAGGAAGCUGGGAGAAGAUUAUGAACCUGGGCAGCUAUGGCAGCUACUCCAGCUGGGUCUUGCCUGCACACAUUCAGAUCCACAGCGGCGGCCGACGAUGAGACAGGUGGCGAGCAUCCUUGGCGGUAAUGACAAGCUCCUGAGAGCCGUCGGCUGGAAGAAGGAAGGAAGGGAAUUGUGGUGGCAGCGGAACGCCGCCGCCCUUUCACUGGUGAGGAGACUCCAAGCUCUGGGCAUUCAUUGA